Messenger RNA from Condylostylus longicornis, 1646 nucleotides. Its product is annotated as polycomb group protein Pc-like. NCBI's taxonomy places the organism in Eukaryota, Metazoa, Arthropoda, Insecta, Diptera, Dolichopodidae. The transcript has 2 exons. The record is from RefSeq and is a predicted model, not a curated record. The coding region runs from base 376 to 1452 and encodes 358 amino acids.
UUCGACAUCGAGGAAGAGAAAUUUCCACAGCUACAAAAAUAUUUACAAAUUUUCAAAAUAAUAAGCAAAAUAAGUUUAUUUUAAUUUCAAAAUAAAUUAUUUAAACUAAAAUAAAACUAUUUUAAAUUUAAGCAAAAGUGAAAUAUUAAAAUUGAAUAAGUGUAUAAAAGAAAAAGGAAUUUGAGCGCUAAGAACAAGGACUCUACUAGCUCGAAAUUUUUUUUUUAUUAUAAUAAACAGAAAAAACCAAAAAGGAAAAAAAAAUUCCAUGCUCGUUCUUAAAAUUUAUAAAAUUAGCGUUCUAAUAAAAAUCAAUGAUAAAAUUAAUAUUUUUGAUUCAUAAAUAUUGUUUGUGGAAAUAAAAAAGACUUUACAAUGAACAUGGGAAGUGGUGAUGAUAGGGUGUAUGCAGCUGAAAGAAUAAUAUUAAAACGGGUUCGCAAGGGAAAGGUUGAGUAUCGGGUCAAAUGGAAAGGUUGGAAUCAAAGAUAUAAUACAUGGGAACCAGAAGAAAAUAUUUUGGAUCGUCGUUUAAUCGACAUAUACGAACAAAGUUUAAGAGGAGGUACAGGAACACCAUCAAAACGUGGACCUAAAAAGAAAGAAAAAGAACCAGAUCCGGAUCCAACAGAAACUGAUGAAGAUGAGGAAGUUGACGCGGAAUCAGAAAAGGAUAUGGCAAUAAAUGAAAAAGAAAUUACAAAGAAAAAAGAUUCCAAAUCAAAAAUUGAUAAAUUGAAUACUAAUAAUUUGCUGUCUAGUCGAAGAUCUGAAUCUCCAAUAAAUGGUGAUAAUGAUUCAAACUCAAGUAGUAGUGAAGAUCAGCCAUUAAGUCGAAAAGAUUUAGCUAUCGGUACAAAACGAAAAGCUGAAGUUUUAAAAGAAUCUGGUAAAAUUGGUGUUACUAUAAAAACAUCACCAGAUGGUCCACCAUCAUCAAAAAUUCAUUGUAUUGAUCAGCAAACAUCAGCAGCACCAGUAUCUACACCAACACAUAAUACAGCUCCAUUAUCACCAGAAACACCUGCAUCAAGACCAGAACAAGAUAUUCCAAUAGAACAAAAAACAAUAUCCGAACAAUCAUUUGUUAAAGAAGAAGAAAAUGAAGAAAAUGAACCAUCACAAAUACAAAAUGAACAUCAACAGCAACAGUUACAACAACAAAAUCAACAUCACAAUAAAGGAGGCGUAAAUCAAAAUGUUAAUGAUAAUAAUUUAUCAAUAUUGGAUAAAAAACAAUCUCGAGAAAAUAAUAUAAUACCUGCACCACAAGCACCACAUUCACCAAAUGUUGCACCACCACGUUUAUGGCUACCAAAAUGUAAAUUUAUUGAUCAAGUUUUUAUUACAGAUGUUACAGUCAAUUUAGAAACAGUUACUAUACGUGAAUGUAAAACUGAACGAGGAUUUUUUCGUGAAAGAGAUCUAAAAAAUAGUGAUAUUACAAAUUAAGGUAAUGAUUAAAAUAUCAAAAUUUUUUUGAAAAGAUUUAAAAUUAAAACAUAAGGCUGAUUAAGAAUGGGAAAAAAAUAUACUAUUGUAAAAGACAAAAAAAACAAAAAAAAAACAAAAAAAAAAAAGUAAAAAGAAAAAUUUACUUGUGUAAACUUUUCAUUUUGAAAUAUUUUGUAUAUACAUAGUUCUAU